Molecule: messenger RNA, 1056 nt
Organism: Phaedon cochleariae (mustard beetle)
Lineage: Eukaryota; Metazoa; Arthropoda; Insecta; Coleoptera; Chrysomelidae
Source: the annotation of a GenBank genome assembly
CAAGGACAAGAAGUCAUAAAAUAGAAGAAUUGAAGGUUAAGUGAAAAAGUGAUUUGCGGUUUUUUCAAAAUUUGUUGAGACAAAAGUUUAGUAUUUUCACUUGAACAAAAUGUCUGAUAAGUCACCAUUCGAAGCAGCUCAUAAAGGAGACUUCGAGUAUGUGAAAAGCAAACUGGAGCUUGAGCCCAUCUUAUUGAAACAAACUGAUUCAAAUCAACGAAUGCUAAUCCAUUGGGCUGUUCUCAGUGGCAAUGUGAAACUUGUUUCCUAUUUGAUGGAGCUUGGCUCUCCCAUUAACCCAAUGGAUGACACUGACAUGAAUCCCUUAAUUCUAGCCAGCUCAGCUGGACAUGCUGAAAUAGUGGAAUUGAUACUAGAUAGAUGUGAUGAUGUUAAUCACAAAAACCAGCAAGGACAUUCAGCUCUGCAAUAUGCAGCUUCAAAGAAUUGGCUUGAGGUUUGUCAGUUACUGUUGAAACAUAAGGCUGAUGUAAACAUUGCUGAUGAACGUGGUAGUACUCCACUACACAGAGCUGCUUCUAAAGGAAACAUUGACAUUGUAAAACUAUUUUUGGAUAUCAAAGACCAAUUGAAAAUCAAUUACAGGGAUGUUUAUGGCAAUACUGCUCUGCAUAAUGCAUGUGGUGAAGACAGGCAAGAAGUUGCCUUAUUAUUGGUUGAGAAUGGUGCCGAUCUUGAAAUAAAAAAUCGUGACCAACAGACUCCGUUGGAUGUGUGUUCUGUUAAGCUGGCUAAAUUAAUUAAAAAUAAAGUGGCCCCAUAAAAGUUAUUCUUUAUUAUUCUUGAGAGUUUGGUUCCUUCAACUAAUUCCUGUGUAUUUAGAUCUAUGACUAAUUCAAUGCAUAUGGUAAAACCUAUGAUUUUAUAUUAGCACUAGAAUCAUCAAUCAACUUCUGGACCACAAUAUGACAAACAUCAAUUCUCCAUCACAAAAACAUUCUGCCCUUUAUGCUGAGGGGAAAACAUUACUAUCCAAAAGGUGUAUACCAUAUUAAAAUACCUGCCAAUUGAGAAGUAGGAAUAUUAAUAAAUGGG